This is a messenger RNA of Pseudovirgaria hyperparasitica, 2385 nucleotides long. RefSeq names its product barren. Gene Ontology annotation, molecular function: chromatin binding. The coding region runs from base 1 to 2385 and encodes 794 amino acids. The transcript has 4 exons. The record is from RefSeq and is a predicted model, not a curated record. NCBI's taxonomy places the organism in Eukaryota, Fungi, Ascomycota, Dothideomycetes, Acrospermales, Acrospermaceae. Gene Ontology annotation, cellular component: condensin complex. Gene Ontology annotation, biological process: mitotic chromosome condensation.
AUGCCGCGCUCGCGCCAAUCGCGCCAGUCACUCUAUGGGGGCUCAGGCACACCUAUGAAGAUUCCUCUCAACGACGACCGACAGGAGAAAGCGAACCGUCUGAAAUCACGACAGGCCCAACAUGCGGACCAGAUCAAUCAGAUCAAGGCUGCGGCCACGCCUGUUCGCAACAAGCGAUUAUCACUCGUAGCGGGUGGAAGCCCACACACCCCGAUCGGACGAGACGACGAUGACAGAACUCCUAAAGGCAUGACGCCUCUUCGAAAAGUACCGAUUUUGGCAGACUUCGAAGCAUGGAUGAAAAUGGCCACAGACAACAAAAUCAAUGCCGCUAACUCCUGGAGCUUUGCGCUAAUCGACUAUUUCCAUGACAUGAGAUUGCUGAAGGAGGGGGAUGGGGUCAAUUUUCAGAAAGCAAGUUGCACACUGGACGGCUGUGUCAAAAUCUAUACGAAUCGCGUGGAUAGCGUCGCAACUGAAACCGGAAAGCUGCUCAGUGGUCUAGCGGAUAGCCGGGAUAAAGGCCGGAAGGGCGAUGACGAUGGCGAAGAUGGAGAAGACGGCGAGGAAGAGGAGGGCGAAGAUGGCACAAAGCGAAAGAAAAAGAAGACGCAACGAUCCUCUGAAGCCACCCUCGUAUCAUCUUUUGCACAACUACAAUUGAAGAAGAUGGAGCUGGAAUUUUCAGUGGAUCCACUCUUCAAAAAGGUCUCUGCAGAUUUCGACGAAGGCGGCGCGAAAGGUCUACUGCUCAACCAUCUUGCAAUCGACAAAAAAGGGCGAAUCGUCUUUGACAGCAGUGACGACGCACAAGAUGCAACCGCCCAAGACACCAGAUCUAGUAUCGUCGAGUCGAACGAAGAAACAGUAGAGGAGACUUCUGCGCAAAACGAGAAUCUCGAUACCGACAUUAGUGCUCUAGGUGCGAAAUAUUUUCCGGAUUUGUCGGAGCUGGACGAUAAGGACGUCUGCCCUUCGCUCAAAAACGUGGACUUUGGAGACCCUAAUGGUUCGUUGGAUCUCCCUUUUCUCAAAGCCCCAGAAGACUGGCGGCAAGACGCACAUAAGGAGGAUGAAGGUGAAGGCGACCGGUCAGGAGUUUUCAUUGAUGGAGAGAACGCUCUUGGUUUCGACGACGACGAUGAUGAUGGUGGGCUUGGGGGCUUUGACCUACCUGCGGAUGUUGGUUUUGGCGAGGGUGGAGAAGCCUGGGCCAAAGAAGCUGCCCUCGAGAAACAAAUGCGAGUUCAUGCUGUAACGAUGAUGCACGGAGAAGACGAUGGCGAUGCCCAGAUGGGUGGAACUGAGGAAAAUGCUCAGUAUGCCAUUUCAAUGGCCAGAGCUGAGGACCAUGAGAAUGUUUUGAACUAUUUCGAUCAAGCUUUGCAAAAAAAUUGGGCGGGACCUGAACUUUGGAAGAUUAAACGAAUAAAGGAUAUGACAAAGGCUACUACAACACCGGCGCCCAAGAGAAAAGAGAAAGAGCCGUUUGAGAUCGAUUUCCUCGCUCCUAUGAGCCAAUCACUAGCUGAUGCUCUGUACACAAAACCGUCAACUAAUGCAGCUAUCUCUUUACCCAAAGCACAGUGGAAGUCGAAGACUAGGAAUCUGCUUCCAGAUGACAAGCAUUUCAACUCGCGGCAACUGCUACAGCUGUUUCUCAAACCCAAAGCUCGCAUGGGACCACGCAGAACUGGCUACGGCGGGCACACUUCUGGCCCAAGUAACGACGUGGUCCCGGAAGGCGAAGUUGGCGAAGAGUACUGGGCUCGCAAUGAAGAUGCGAUCCCAUCAACAGAGGGUGAGAAUCCUCAAGGUGAUUAUGACGCAAACUUCUUUCAAGAUGAUGGCCUUGGCUUGCCCGGUGCAGGCAUUGACGAGGAUGACGAUGAGUUCGUUGAUGCCCCGGAAACUUUUGCGCCUCCAAUCGAGGGUGGAGAUGUUGCAAUACCUUUAGAUGCGGCAUUUCCUGGGUCACAAAGCGGAGCAUUCGGAGAAAAUCUUAUUGCACAGAGCAGACGGUCCCGACCUGAAUAUGUGCAAUACGCCCGAGUAGCCAAAAAGGUAGACGUACGGAGGUUGAAGGAGAACCUUUGGAGAGGGAUUGGCUAUGAAGAGGUCACUGUCCCACCGACUCCUUCGAAGCAAAUCGCUAAACCUAUCCACAAGUCCGAGGAUGGCUCUUUCAAAUUCACGGAACUUAUCAACAACUUGCAAGACGUCUAUCCUAAGCAGCAGAUGGACGACAUCUCCACAUCAUUCUGUUUCAUAUGCGUGCUUCAUUUGGCUAAUGAAAAAGGGCUUGAAAUCACAAAUGAGACCAACUUCACGGACUUGACCAUACGGCGGGAUCCGUCAAUGGAACUAACGGUGGGCGACGACUGA